Molecule: messenger RNA, 1515 nt
Organism: Salpingoeca rosetta
Lineage: Eukaryota; Choanoflagellata; Craspedida; Salpingoecidae
Product: sideroflexin-1
Exons: 12
Coding region: 120-1163 (347 amino acids)
Biological process (GO): monoatomic ion transport; serine import into mitochondrion
Cellular component (GO): mitochondrial inner membrane
Molecular function (GO): monoatomic ion transmembrane transporter activity
Source: RefSeq, a predicted model, not a curated record
CUAGCAUUUCCGCAACGUGCGUGCCUCGACACGAAACACCUCCAACACCUGAGAAGCAGGAGCAAGCAAGCAAGCAGGGAAGCCCAACCAAAGGCAGGAGGAGCAAGGUAUCUACAGCAAUGAGUGGCGAGUGCACUGGAACAGGUGGCGGGACGCCACCGCAGCCAGGCUCCAUCAAGUCGCUGGUGGAUCUGUCAAAGUCUCCGUAUGACCUCAAAACAUACUGGGGCCGGGCGAAGCACUUCUUCUCAGUCACAGAUCCACGCCUGGCCUUCCUCUCCAAGGAACGCCUCUUCCAAGCAGAGCAGCUCAUGUCCGCCUACGAGGAGGAUCGUGUGCCGCCAAACACAACAGAGACCGAAUUGCGAGAAGCCAAGCGCAUCUUCGAUUCCGCAUUCCACCCCCAAACGAAAGAGCUGCAGACGAUGGUUGGCCGGAUGUCGUUCCAAGUCUGGGGCAACAUGUUCAUCACGGGCGCCAUGCUCACCUUCUACAAAACGACACCGCAGGUUGUGCUGUGGCAGUGGGUGAACCAGUCCUUCAACGCCAUUGUCAACUACACCAACCGCAACGCUUCAAACCCAAUCUCAAACGAGCAGCUCGCUCUCGCGUACACGGGAGCAACAGGCGCCGCAACAGCAACCGCACUCGGCCUCAACUAUGCAAUCAAGCACUCGCCCGCGCUGGCGCACGGCAUUGUCGGCCGCCUCGUCCCCUUUGCUGCCGUCGCAGCUGCAAACUGCAUCAACAUCCCUGCAAUGCGUGAAUCGGAGCUUCGCCACGGCAUUGGGCUGAGCGAUGAGAAGGGCUGCGCGAUCACGAGUGCCGACGGUGGCGUUGUCGAGUCCAAGACCGCCGCCAAAAAGGCAAUCUCCCUUGUCGUCGUCUCGCGCAUCAUCAUGGCCAUCCCCGGAAUGACGAUUCCACCGCUCGUUGCCAACCGCCUCCAGCACAAGCCCUUCUUCAAGCGCAUGCCUGUUCUCCUUCUUCCACUCCAAACCGUCCUCUGCGGCCUCUGCCUCGUCUUUGCAACGCCGCUCGCAUGUGCCAUCUUCCCUCAGACCAGUUCGCUGCAUGUGGACCAGCUGGAGGGCGAGUGCCGGGAGAAACUCAAGGCAGCGGGCUUCACCGGUGACACCGUGUAUUUCAACAAGGGGCUCUGAACCGCGCCGCCGCACGUGCUGUCCUGUCUGCCAUGUGGUGAUGCCAUGAUGGUCGCAAUGGCAUGGUGAUGUGGUCGUGGUGGGCCCGUGGUGUGGUAGUGCCUGCCCGCACACAGGUGCAACCUGCUACCAUUGAGCAGUGUUGUGAUUUGAGGCUACCCCGUUUGUCUGCUCCGUGCUGUGCUUUCUCUUUGUUUUUUCCCUGCGUGUUCGCCUUUCGGUUUUAGGAGACCUUCGUUGUGUGAUAGCCCUUUGCGUGCGUGUGUGUGUGUGUGUGUGUGUGUGUGUGUGUGUGUGUGUAACUGUCGCAUCACUGCACCACCUAUUAACAAACAACCAAGAACUUGAAACA